GAGCGCGCAGGGGAGCGGGAGAGGCGCCUCCCGGUCCCGGUCCCGGUCCCGGUGCCGGUCCCGCGGCCCAUCCUGGCUGCCCCGACCAUGCUGUCGCGGGGGGCGGCGGGCUGGCGGGCGCUGCGCUGGGCGGGCAGGCGGCCGCGGGCUCGUGGGCUCCGCGCCUCUCCGCGGGCUUGGAGCGCCAUGCCCAGCUGGGUCAUAGACCGGUACGGCAGUAACGAGGUGCUGCGCUUCACCAGGGACAUGGUGUUCCCCAUCAUACACUUCCCGAACGAGGUCAUCAUUAGGGUUCACGCUGCGAGCCUGAACCCCAUCGACCUCAGCAUGAGAAGUGGUUAUGGUGCAACCGCCUUAAAUAUGAAGCGAGAUCCCCUGAAAAUCAAAACCGAGGAGACUGAAUUUCCACUGACACUUGGUCGAGAUGUCUCUGGUGUUGUUAUGGAAUGUGGACUGAGUGUGUCUUAUUUCAAACCUGGAGAUGAGGUGUGGGCAGCAAUUCCUCCAUGGAAACAGGGCACUCUGUCAGAGUUUGUGGUAGCUAGUGGAAACGAGGUGUCUUUUAAGCCAAAGUGUCUCAGUCACAUAGAAGCUGCUGCCUUGCCAUAUGUUGGUCUCACUGCAUGGUCUGCACUUAACCAAGUAGGAGGACUGAACAAAAGUAAUUGUAGUGGGAAAAGAGUAUUAAUAUUAGGAGCUUCAGGAGGAGUUGGUACAUUUGCUGUACAGCUAGUGAAGGCCUGGGGUGCUCAUGUGACAGCAGUUUGUUCUCAUGAUGCCAGCACACUGGUGAAAAAGCUUGGAGCGGAUGAUGUGAUUGAUUACAAAUCUGGAAAUCUGGAAGAGCAACUUAAAACAUUACCCUUAUUCGAUUUUAUCCUAGAUAAUGUUGGUGGAUCCACUGAGAAGUGGGCAUUAGAUCUCCUGAAGAAAUGGUCAGGAGCAACAUAUGUUACCUUAGUGACACCUUUCCUGAUCAAUAUGGACAAACUUGGAGUGGCUGACGGCAUGUUACAAACAGGAGUCACUGUUGGUUCCAAAACUCUAAAGCAUCUUCUUAAAGGAGUCCAUUAUCGGUGGGCUUUUUUCAUGCCAAGUGGCCCAAGUUUGGAUGAAAUAGCAGAACUAGUUGAUUCUGGAAAGGUCUCUCUUCUGUUUUGUGAAAGUGUACAGUGUCCUGUCACUAACUCUAAAUGGCAUAUCCUGGCUUUCCCAGCCGGCCAUAUGAUGAACCUGACAAGUCUCUUCAGUUUCCCAGCUGUGCACAGGACUCUGGAGAGCAGCCUCCAACAAGCAGGGUGAGCUUCUGUUUUGCCGGGCACCCACUUGGGAAAAAACCCUUACAAACCGUCUAUCCAUUUUCAUGUUUAAAAAAUCUUGAGCCAUGGUUGAUUGACUGCUUGUUUUAAGCGGAUAAGUGAAGGAGCAUUCCAGCUGAUUCACUGUAAUUCAGUUCUUGAGACAAUAAAACCAGAAAGGUGAAGUUUUUCCUGAGUACCCUUUUGCAAACCCAUUAUUAUAUGCAACUGGAACUACAGAGCAAUAAAUUACACAUAUAUGUAUACAUAUACACAUUCCUAAUUUUCAUAUGCAUUAUAUAGCUUAUAGAGUGGCAAAAAUCUGGUCAGGAGGAAUGAACUAUUAGUAAAAGCUUUGUGUUGCAACCUUCUCAGAUCUGAGGGUGCUCAGAUGUACUGUGCAUAUGCUGAGCCACCUGGUCACAUAGCAUGGCAAAAUGGUAAUAGGGUCACACCCAAGGAGAGAGCAGAGCUAGCUGCCAAGGUCCUGAAAACCAUUCCAACGCAUUGCACAAGUGUGGAAGUGGUACAAGAAAAGCAUGAUGCAAAACAGUGUCAGCUCUCCACAAAGAUCACUCCACACUAGCCCAGCGUGGAGGACAGAAACACAACCCCUGGUGAUUCAAAGAGCAACUUCACAGGACUGUAUCCACCAAGGAAAAGAGAAGGGAGGAUUAUGCCCUUUGGGAAGAAGGCAGUGAAGCGCCUGGUGUCAUCCUACAGAAGAGUUACAUACUAGCGUAAGCAACACCUGUGAAAUGUUGAAAUGCUAUGUAGCUCGGUGUUUGGCAUGAUGAUACAUAAAGGUGGGGCAGAUAAAGGAUGGUCACUGAUACCAUUAAACUGCCUGGUGCACACUCCCAUGUCAUCAUUACCAGAGCCAUUAGGUACUGUCCACACUUGAUCACUGAUGACAGAUCUCCUUAAUAAUUUGCAAUGCGUGAAUGGUUCAUUGCCUUCCCUGGGCAAUACCACACUGAGUAUGUGGCUAUCCACAUUAUCUCACUCAUGCAAAGCGCAGUAGUGUGCCAGUUUGACAGACCUUUUAUUUUGGCACUGCUAGGGAGACUGUAGUUUAUUCAGCAAUCCAGUCCUGAAGACCUCAGCACUAUCACAGUCCAGGAACACUGCUCACAUGACUUAAAGCCUAACCCUCUCAAACAGAAACAAAUUUUCAUCCAUUUCUUCCACUAAAUUUGUUCAGAGCAUUAUAUGGAGCAUGCAAUAAUUAAGAUGAAAUUUGAUUCCAGACAUAGCUCAACAUGAAGACUAUUCAGGAUUCAAGUCCAAUGUAAAGUUGAACAUAACCUUUUUAUACUUCACUUGCAUCAAGGCAAAUGUACUGAACUGCUUAGAAGGAGACUUGUCCAAGUGACAACUGUGUUAAGGUUACCAGCCAACAGUAAAUACACAUAGGCCAUCUGAUACAAGUUACAGUUUUUUGGUUUGGGUUUUUUUUUUUAACUGUAUAUAUAAAACCCCAACAAUCUCAAUAAACUUUGUGAGUACUUGAAAGAUGUCUAUCAGAGUAAGAAUUUACUGGUAUUCCUAUUCUGCCUUCAAAUAUGUUCUAAAUGGGUGGAGGGAACCUUCUAAACUCAGUACAUCCACUGCCAUCUUGAGUGCCAAAGUGUUAGACUACAAGACAGAUUCCUCUUGCACCAAUAUUCCAGGACCUAUGUUCCUUCUAUGACAAGUAACUCCAUGCCAUCAUCCCUCCUGUCUUUUGCACUUCUCUAAGGCCCAUGUUCGUUGUCAGCUGUGGUCCUGUACACCUACAAUCAACCACAGCAUAAAUGCUCUUCUAUUGAACUCACUGAAAAGCAGCAGAAAUACAAGAGGAAAGGAUGUUUUCAAGGUCUCUCAGAACCAGCCAAAUGAAUUGGACAUAAAGUAGAUGCUAUAUUUAGGAAAUAAGAGAGUUGGUGUCCUAAGCCAUAUUGGAAACAGCAAAAUGAAAACCUUUAUAAGUUAAUACUGAAAUGAAUUUGUGGUUCAAAUGGGGAUAAGAGGAAUAAUGAGCUGGGAAUAUGGAAAAAAAGUGGACCGACAAGGGAACUGCCAUGAUGCCAUCAGUCUAGUCAGCAGCCAGGUAUUUUAUUAAGCAGAGGAGUAAUUUUGUUGAGCAAUACUCAGAGAGGUUUUGUCACGGAUAGCUGAGAAUGUCUCUUGUGCUGCAAUUAGCCACAAAUUUCCAGACUUUUUGGAAGACAAAAGGACAAGCAGGUCUUUGGUGAGCUGUGUUACAAAGCCAAAUCAUAAUAAUCAGAUAGUUUUAUAGUGGACUUGAUGCCUGAGUUUUUUGACAUUGGGAUUUCUCAGAAUUUUGGUCUCUGCCUACACAGUAAGUACAACACUGCAUGUAUAACUAGUUGCUUGGUUCUUCUGUCUUCAAUAUUAGCAAAUAUGGCUGAAUUGAGGGCACCUGUUAUUUUCUUCUAUUAAAGAAUCAUGGUUUUGCAUAUAGACCAACUGCUGCAGUCUCAUAAAUGCUUGCUAUGUCCUGGGAGACCUGGGAAGAAUAAACACUUAACCAAAGGUUUAUAUCAUUAUGGAUACACUUAACUAAGGAAUUCUUAAUUCUGUCAUGUGUCUCAGACAGAUCAGUCAUGUUAGAAAGACAAUUCCACUAUGAAUUGCUUACUCUUCUGGGGAUGCGAUUAGCAGAAUUGUAGUUCUUUGAAAGACAUAAAAUAAACCUGACUUACAGCAGAAUCCUAGAAAAGAACAAACAUUUUAUCAUGUAACUGUAAAUUACAGAAACUGCUUAUUUAGUCUUCUAAACACUUCUAAUUCAUUAUUUGGGUGAGCUUUCUUUUCCUAUCUGCUGUGAAUUUAAUCUAUAAAUAAUUAAUUGUUCUUGCUUUGGGGUUUUGCCUUGCUCUGGUGCAAUCUUUUUGGUCUCUCCUCUCUGGUAUCCCUCUUGUCCCCUCUCCUUCUCCUAUUGAGGCCGUAACAAAAAACAGACAUGGAUAAAGCAAUGGACGUACAAUUAUUGCUGCCCAAAAGCAAAUGGGCUUGAUGAACACAAAUUCAUUUUACAUUUAUCUUUCCUUUUUUCUUUAAAGCAGACAUGAUAUCUAUCAGCCCGAGAAGCUUCCCUAAUGGUGACUUACAACUACAGCUAGCUGUCCAAGUGUCCUGAUUCAGCAUUCCUACAGGUACAACAGUACCCGUGCACUAUUAAAAGUAAAUUACUUGUAUGAGGGCUCAGUACUUCUACAGUUUUUAGUGUUAAUGUUGAGAAAUAUUUAUGUUAAAAGACAGUACCGUAUGUUAUUAAAACUGAAAGAAUUAACAAAAAUGUA
This is a messenger RNA of Pseudopipra pipra, 4606 nucleotides long. RefSeq names its product reticulon 4 interacting protein 1 (gene RTN4IP1). Gene Ontology annotation, molecular function: zinc ion binding; oxidoreductase activity. Lineage: Eukaryota; Metazoa; Chordata; Aves; Passeriformes; Pipridae. Bases 88 to 1302 code for a protein of 404 amino acids. The record is from RefSeq and is a predicted model, not a curated record. The transcript is spliced from 11 exons. Gene Ontology annotation, cellular component: mitochondrion.